ACGACCUCACAUGGAGGACUUCUCAACCGAAAAUGACGAAAACCUAGAAGAGUACAUUAAGAACAUUUUCAAGGUGGACUUUUAUUGUCCUGACCUAACCAUGGUCAAGAUGGUUCACGCCCGUGCAAUGGAGAGAUUCAGAUACCAGUUCGAGGACAUGACUAACGCAACAAUGUGUUCGUACAUGAAACAGAACAUGGGCAAGGACAUCAUGCAAUACAUCGUGAACAACUAUUACGGUUACUACAGAAAGAGGGGCAUUGAGCAGGACUUUGAGAAUGUAAACAUGGACAUGACGGCGUUCGACGAGAUAUGUGGACGUGUACGUAUGAUGGUGGACGGAAUGUUGGUUAACUUUAUGGACAUCGAGAAACUGUUCGAUGGUUCCACGCCCAGGGAAGAGGUCAGACAGAAGUUUGAACCAGUUGUUGGAAAUGAGAAGUGGUGGCGAAUGGAUCAAGCAAUGCGUAUCCUGGAGGGAGAUUGGCAAUCACCUGACAUGUCUCUUAUCAUGAAAUAGACGAUGGAUCGCCAGUGACGUGAUUUUUUUUUCUGUAUUUGUUGAUUUUAAUCGUUUUCAUUUGUAUGAAUUCGUCUUUCAUGCUUUUUGUUGUUGAUUAAACGUUUUGAAUAUA
Mya arenaria is the source of this 635-nucleotide messenger RNA. RefSeq lists its product as uncharacterized. The transcript is spliced from 5 exons. Bases 11 to 520 code for a protein of 169 amino acids. The record is from RefSeq and is a predicted model, not a curated record. Lineage: Eukaryota; Metazoa; Mollusca; Bivalvia; Myida; Myidae.